CUGAAGGUUGAUUUUGACUGAGAUUGUAUUCUCUCUCUGAUUUAUUUGUCAACUACCGCCAUGGCGUCUAGGCUGCAGCUCACUCGGAGCCGGCUGCUUCGAUCGCCAGCCACCCAAGUCCCAACCCGAUCACUGUAUUUCACACCGCGGUUACGUCCGCUUCCUCUUACACGUACUCUGCCAUCGCUGCAAUCGAAGCUCGGUCCGGUAUAUCACUCGGUCCGUACGUACGCUAAUGGUCGACCACAUCCCCCGGGCGGUACACACCGCAUGAAUCUGGGCGGCGAACCUGAGAAGUCAGCAUUGGAGCAGUAUGGCGUUGAUCUGACGGCCAAAGCGCAAUCGGGGAAACUAGAUCCGGUCAUUGGUCGAGACGCGGAGAUUCACCGGACCAUUCAAGUGCUGUCAAGACGGACGAAGAACAAUCCGGUUCUCAUCGGAGCUGCGGGCACUGGCAAGACUGCGAUCUUGGAGGGUCUAGCCCAGAGGAUUGUGCAGGGCGACGUUCCGGAGAGCAUCAAGAACAAGCGUGUGAUCUCGUUGGAUCUCGGCUCUCUCAUUGCCGGCGCGAAGUUUCGAGGUGAUUUCGAGGAGCGUCUGAAGUCGGUUUUGAAAGAGGUGGAAGAUGCCCAUGGCGGCGUGAUUCUUUUCAUCGACGAGCUUCAUACCCUUCUUGGCUUGGGAAAAGCGGAAGGCAGCAUUGAUGCUAGCAAUCUUCUAAAGCCGGCUCUUUCCAGAGGCGAGCUCCAAUGCUGCGGCGCAACCACCCUCAACGAGUAUCGACUCAUCGAGAAGGAUGUCGCACUGGCCAGACGAUUCCAGCCCAUUCAAGUGGGCGAGCCCUCAGUUGCAUCAACCAUUUCCAUCUUACGUGGUAUCAAGGACAAGUAUGAAGUGCACCACGGUGUCAGAAUCACCGACGGUGCUCUUGUGGCCGCCGCGACGUACAGCAACCGAUACAUCACGGAUCGAUUUUUGCCCGAUAAAGCCAUUGAUCUGGUAGACGAGGCUGCUUCAGCCCUCCGUUUGCAGCAAGAGUCAAAGCCAGAUGCGAUCAGAGAAUUAGAUCGUGAUAUCACAACCAUUCAGAUCGAACUUGAAUCACUUCGCAAGGAAACUGAUGUCAGCAGCCGCGAGCGCCGAGAAAAACUGCAAGAAAUUUUGAAAACCAAACAAGAAGAAGCCGGAAAGUUGACCGAAGUAUGGGAAAAGGAGAAGGCAGAAAUUGAAACGAUCAAGCGAACCAAAGAGGAACUGGAGCGUGCUCGAUUUGAGCUGGAACAGGCUCAACGAGAAGGCAAUUUCGCAAAGGCUGGGGAGCUCAGAUACUCUAGGAUUCCCAGCCUUGAGGCCAAAUUACCUGAAGAAGGGGUGGAAAAUAAUCCCAACGGCGACUCUUUGAUCCACGACUCUGUCACGCCAGAUGACAUUGCCAAUGUUGUUUCUCGAACGACUGGUAUUCCAGUCAACAAACUGAUGGCCGGGGAGGUUGAGAAAUUGAUUCACAUGGAAGAUACACUGCGGCAAUCAGUUCGUGGACAAGAUCAAGCCCUCGAAGCAGUCGCCAAUGCUGUCCGGAUGCAGAGAGCUGGUCUUAGUGGAGAGAAUCGACCCCUGGCAUCAUUCAUGUUCCUGGGCCCGACGGGUGUGGGAAAGACUGAAUUAUGCAAAAAGAUGGCUGAGUUCUUGUUCUCCACUGAGACCGCUGUUGUGAGAUUCGACAUGAGCGAGUUCCAGGAGAAGCAUACCAUCAGUCGUUUAAUCGGAUCGCCAGCGGGUUACGUUGGAUAUGACGAUGCAGGCCAGCUUACUGAAGCUGUCAGACGCAAGCCUUACGCAGUGUUGCUUUUCGACGAAUUUGAAAAGGCCCAUCGCGAUAUUUCUGCCCUCCUUCUACAGGUUCUCGACGAGGGCUUCCUUACCGAUUCUCAAGGACACAAAGUCGAUUUCAGAAACACUCUUAUUGUUCUUACUUCCAACCUUGGUGCUGACAUCCUCGUGGGUGCCGAUCCAUUGCAUUCAUUCAAAGACUAUGGCAAUGAAGAACUAUCCCCAGAAAUUAAAACUGCAGUGAUGGAUGUCGUUCAAUCGUCAUACCCACCUGAGUUCCUCAACAGAAUUGACGAAUUUAUCAUUUUCAAGCGAUUGUCUCGCGAGGCACUCCGGGAUAUUGUCGACAUCCGACUCAAAGAGCUCCAGUCCAGGCUUGAUGACCGACGCAUGACCUUGAAGGUAGACGGCGACGUCAAGAGCUGGCUCUGUGAGAAGGGCUACGAUCCUAGAUAUGGGGCUCGACCAUUGAACCGUCUCAUUGCCAAAGAGGUUGGAAACAAGCUCGCCGAUAAAAUCAUCCGCGGUCAGAUCGUUUCAGGACAGACCGUUCAUGUCACAAUCAAUGCUGACAAGAGCGGUCUUGAAGUCUCCGCCGAAACUUGAAAAUUCUUGGCUUUUCAGUCAUUUUUGCCACUAUGUGUAUGUGUCUAUGUACAGUAUCUAUUUAGUUUUGUUAGGUGUUUGGGGUGUACUACUGGAGGUCGGCUCCAAGAGCGUUCUGUUUAUAAUAUCCCCACUCUUUGUGUACUAUAGCAUAUCACGAAAGUUCUAUCUAACGAGAAAUAUAUACCCAUGGU
This is a messenger RNA of Penicilliopsis zonata CBS 506.65, 2630 nucleotides long. RefSeq lists its product as hypothetical. Gene Ontology annotation, cellular component: mitochondrial matrix; cytoplasm. The transcript has a single exon. Lineage: Eukaryota; Fungi; Ascomycota; Eurotiomycetes; Eurotiales; Aspergillaceae. The record is from RefSeq and is a predicted model, not a curated record. Gene Ontology annotation, molecular function: ATP binding; ATP hydrolysis activity. The coding region runs from base 61 to 2436 and encodes 791 amino acids. Gene Ontology annotation, biological process: cellular response to heat.